Messenger RNA from Penicillium robsamsonii, 2073 nucleotides. RefSeq names its product DUF3405 domain-containing protein. NCBI's taxonomy places the organism in Eukaryota, Fungi, Ascomycota, Eurotiomycetes, Eurotiales, Aspergillaceae. The record is from RefSeq and is a predicted model, not a curated record. The coding region runs from base 1 to 2073 and encodes 690 amino acids. The transcript is spliced from 4 exons.
AUGAAAUCCCUCACAAGAAAUACCAUGCCUUCCGUCUCUCUAUGGAAUCGCCGAUGGAUCUGCUUGCGCUGGCUGGGAUAUCUUACCUGCCUAAUUACCGUCAUCCAGACUAGCUCAUUCCUCUUUGGGUACCCGGAGACAAAUCUUGUCCAGAUUGUCUAUGCUUCAUUCCAUCGCCCUGGGAUCCUUCGGCCUGGUCAAUAUCCUGGGAUUGUUGGUGUGGGGGACAAGGUAGCAGACGAAGGCUCAUCUGAGCCAGAUGUGUUGAGCAUGACACAUGAUCGGAGAGACAAGCGAUUUUAUCUAGGCGGGACCCUAACCCUAACCAGUAUCGAAUCUGUCAAUGCCUCGCACCCAGUCCCACUUAUCUAUGACCCAUACCCAGCAUACAACAGCCGAGAAUGGAAGAAGCAGUUCCAUGGAAAGUUUCGGUCCUGUCUUGGCCCCAGGGGUCGUUAUCUCGACCGCAGGUCUGCAGAAGAUAUGAUCCAAGUCUACAAGGGCCAACAAAUCGAGUUCCCAGCACCACUUUUCGGAUCGUACGAGGCAUUGGAGCUGGAUGGGAACGUUUGCACGGACCGAUACUCUCGCUUCGGGGCAUAUGGAUACGAUGACCAUGGCGAGGAUGAGGUACCGGGCUUCACGCGCCCUCCCGCACUGCCGUGGUGCGAGGUCGAUUGGCACAGGCUGCAAAACCUCUGUCUUGAAAGAAACGCAGAUAGAUACGAGUCGACCGAGACCGCCAACUCCUCAACCCAGAGUCCCUUGGCCUUCGAUCUUCCACAAGCUCCUCCCAAAUCAUGGGAGUCACCUGUGAGUGCGUCGGGUGUGAAGCAGCUCCAACCUCGCUCGGCAGUGCUAAUUCGGGCUUGGAAUGGGCUCGACUGGAAGCCUCACCAUCGUGAAUACGUUCGGGCUUUGAUUAUGGAGCUUUCCUUGCAUUCUGGUGGAGAAUAUCAGAUCUAUAUCCUGUGUCAUGUCAAGGAUAACGAGAUGCCCAUAUUUUCUGAUAUUAAUACCAUCAACCGGCUCAGGAAUUCCAUCCCCAAAGAAUUUCGGAAUAUGGCUCUGUUCUUCAAUAACAAACUAUUGGAAGCUUGGUAUCCCAAGAUAGAAGAGCACAGUCCCCAACUUCAACACCACCAACCGCUGCAAAUAUUCUCCAAGCUCUAUCCCCACUUCGACUAUUAUUGGCAGCUAGAAAUGGAUGGUCGACACACAGGACACAUCUACCACUUCCUAGACCGAGCAAUCUCAUUCGCGCGCCAACAACCGCGCAAAUACCUCUGGGAACGCAACGCCUACUUCUACACCCCCGGUGCACACGGCGACUGGAGUCAAUUCAAGCAAAUGGUGCACGAAAGCUUAUCCGACAAGUCCAACCGCACAAUCUGGGGCCCAGUAUCCCGCACAGGGAUCCGGCCCCUGGGCCCGGAGCCGCCAGUGCCAUAUCCAGACCAAGACAACUACACCUGGGGCGUGGGCGAAGAAGCCGACUUCAUAACGUUUCUUCCAAUCUUCAACCCACAAGACACGCAAUGGACGUUCCCGGACAAAGUCUGGAACUUCAGAUACGGCGAGGGCACGCCGCGCCGCGCCGCAGUCAUCACAAUGGGCCGAUAUUCCAAGCGUCUGCUGGAUCUGAUCCAUCACGCGCAGGCGACAAAGGGCCUCGGUCUUGCGUCUGAGAUGACGGGUGCAUCAUGGGCUCUGUUUCAUGGCCUCAAAGCUGUGCAUGUUCCCCAUCCUAUCUAUGCGGAUGGCCAGUGGACGCCGAGGGAACUGGCGCGCAUUUACAACCCAGGUCCGCCGGAGAAUAUUAACGGGGGUCCUGAUAGCAUCUGGAAUUUUGAUCAUCUCUUUGAUCAUAUCAUGUACCGGCUCUCGUAUAUGUUUACGACGCAUAGCGCGGAGGACUUGUACAGACGUUGGUUGGGGUUCAGGACUGCGGAGAACGAGGGUGGGAAAACGAUAUCUGAGGAUCGUUAUGGUCGGCAUUGCUUCCCAUCUAUGUUUCUUCAUACAAUCAAGAACAUAGCGCAAGGAAUGGGCCUAGAUAGGGCUGUUCCCUGA